Chiroxiphia lanceolata (lance-tailed manakin) is the source of this 1496-nucleotide messenger RNA. RefSeq names its product BCL2 associated X, apoptosis regulator (gene BAX). Gene Ontology annotation, cellular component: mitochondrial outer membrane. The transcript has 5 exons. Bases 21 to 554 code for a protein of 177 amino acids. Gene Ontology annotation, biological process: release of cytochrome c from mitochondria; mitochondrial fusion; intrinsic apoptotic signaling pathway in response to DNA damage. The record is from RefSeq and is a predicted model, not a curated record. Lineage: Eukaryota; Metazoa; Chordata; Aves; Passeriformes; Pipridae. Gene Ontology annotation, molecular function: protein heterodimerization activity; protein homodimerization activity; channel activity.
GGGCCUCCUCGGACCAGAUCAUGCAGACGGGGGCGAUCCUGCUGCGGGCGUUCGUGCGGGACCGCGUGGAGCGCUGCGGGGACCCGCAGGCCGUGGCGCUGAGCGUGGCCGAGCUGGGCGAGCCCCAGCCCAGCAGCCCCGACACCAAGCGGCUCAGCGAGUGCCUGCGGCGCAUCGGCGACGAGCUCGACAGCAACAUGGAGCUGCAGAGGAUGAUCGAGCAGGUGGGCUGUGACGCCCCCAAAAAGCUUUUCUUCCGCGUGGCCAAGGAGAUGUUCGCCGACGGCACCUUCAACUGGGGCCGCGUCGUCGCCCUCUUCUACUUCGCCUGCAAGCUGGUUCUGAAGGCACUCUGCACCAAGGUCCCGGAGCUGGUGCAGACCAUCCUGGGCUGGACCAUGGAGUACCUUAGGGAGCACGUGCUGGCCUGGAUCCAGGCCCAGGGCGGAUGGGAAGGGCUGCUCUCCCACUUCGGGACCCCCACCUGGCAGACCAUCACCAUCUUCGCCGCCGGCGUCCUCACGGCCUCUCUCACCAUCUGGAAGAUGUCGUAGGCUCUGGGGGGGCCGCAGCCCCUCCCCGCUCCCCCCCGGCCCGGCCCUGCCGGCAGGGAUGGUGCUGACCCCCCCCCCCGUGCCUUCAGGAGCAGGGAGGGGGCUUUUUAACACCCAGGACUUGCUCGCCUGGACUUGGGGAGGGGCGGUUGAGCCGUGGGACCCUCCCCUCCCUCCCUCCCUCCCUCCCCCCAGGGCAGCUGUGGCCCCCACAGCCCUUUCCCCCCCCCCGAGGCCACGGCUGGGACCCUGCCAGAUUUAGGAAGGGGGUUAGCGGGGUGGGGGGCACCCCACUUCCCCUCCCACGUCCCCCCCAGCCCUGGUGCUGGGCCCCCCUUGAGCAGCAGGGGGGCCACGGUCCCCAGUGACCCCCCCCGGCCUCAGAGCGGUUUGACCCCAGAACUUGUGGUGCUUUGGGGGGGGUCCUGCGGUUCCACCCCCCAGAUACGGGGGUGGAGGGUGAGGGGGGACGUCUGUGACCCCCCAACCAGGUGGGGUGAGGGGGUGGGGGGGAGGGCUGCAGCCCUGGCUGCAGGUUGAGUAUUUAUUGGGGGCUCCCUGUCCCCAGAAGGGCCCCCCCAGGUGCAAUACCCCCCUCUCAGGGUGUGGGGGGCCGUGCCCCCCGUUUACACCCCCCAGCCCCUGGGGUUCGGGGGUCCCCACUUGGCAAUCCCGUGUCCCCGAGGAGCUGCCCCGAGGCAGGGGCAGAGCGACCCCCCCUCCCCCACCCCCACGGUGCUCUCGGGGGUGAUGUCACGAUGUGAUGACGUCAUCGGGGACAACUCCCCCCACCCCCCCCAAACGGGGGGGUGCCCUGCCUUCCCCCCCUCCCGGGCCCCCCCCCCCCUUCCCCCCACCCCGUUUCUCUCGAUGGUUUUUUUUCCUUCUCUUUUUUUGUACCUUGUUUUGUAUCUCGGGAAUUUCAACGGGAAUAAAAAAAAA